Molecule: messenger RNA, 1871 nt
Organism: Seminavis robusta
Lineage: Eukaryota; Bacillariophyta; Bacillariophyceae; Naviculales; Naviculaceae
Source: the annotation of a GenBank genome assembly
UGUCUCUCAUCAACGAGAAGCCGACAGCUCUCGAGUCGAGUCGAGUCGAGUCGGCUGUUGUGCUUCAGGAUUACAAAAAUCGAGCUCAUUUUAUUUGUUUCCAAAGGAGAGAAAAGCGGAAAAGUACGACACAUUGCAAGCGGCAUUGAAAAACCAUGGUCUCUUCCGAAGCCUUUGCGCCCAAUGAUGCACCAACCACAACACCCAAAAUGGGCGAUCUGAAGGCGGCAGAAGACCCAGCUCAGGUUACCACACAAGGCAGCGGGCGUUGUUGCAGACUUGAGCUGGAAGACAUCCCCGAUGCACUUGCUCAGCCAGGAAAGCAAAGCCUGGAAGAUGCCGACACCGAGCACACGGAGACUCCGUCCAGUUGUGAUUCCUCGGACGGAUUUAGCGGGGGUGCCAAUGAAGACGACGGAUUUGAUCAUUCCUCGCCAACUGCUGCGUCAGAGCAAGACCAGCCUGAAGUUUUGCAGCAAGAACAGGAGACUUAUGACUCUUGGCAGUUGGAAUCAUCUGCCUUGGAAGAGUCAUUGGAUGUUUCUGAAGGGCCCACAAAACAAGUGCCACAAGAGCUUGCAACAUCAGAAGACCAAGAAGGACUUGUUUCAGAGGAACCAACAGAGGAAGUUCGCCAACUGCCGAACACCCAGCCGGGCGGUCCAGAAGAGUCAUUGCCAUCUACUCCAGAGCCGAGCUCGCAAUCGGUUGAUGUAGAUGUGGAUGAGGUUGCAGGUGUGGAUGUGGAUGAGCUCAUGGACCAAGCGGUAGAGCCAGAUCUUACAGCUGGGCACGUGGAGGAGCCGCCAAUUGCUGAUGAAGACCUGGAUUCUGGCUCCCAAUCGGUGGCUGUUGAUGUGGAGGAUCUCGUGCCAAUGGCACCUGGAGAGGAGACAAAGCCAGUUGGUAAUCAAGGCGAGAAAUCUGCUACCGGUAGACGUGUCUCCUUCUCGAAGAUAGAAAUAAGAGAGUAUCCAAGGUGCUUGGGAGAUCAUCCUUGUGUUGUGGUGGGUCCUCCUUUAUCCAUUGGCUGGAAUCCCUCCGGUCGAUAUGAGUUGGACUUGGACGAGUACGAACAAUCGAGAGAGUACGAUAUUCGUGCUGCAGCUGCUGCCAGCAUUGCUGCUGCUGAAGCCAGAAAGGCUGCAGCCUUGGGGGAAGAGAAGGUUGACGAGGAAAAGCUCGCUAGAUUGCUGGAGGAAAAGCUGAGGAGACGACCCACUAAGCGAAGAACUCCCAUGCAGUACAAUAUUUCGGUUCGCAAACGAAUUGAGAUCCUUCAAGAGGAGUGCUCCAAACACAACGAAGAGGCUGAAGCAAAUGGCACUCUGUGCUCUGGGGCCGAGAUCAAAGCUCGCAUCCGUGAGAUGCAAAAGAUCAAGAUUCAACGAAUCCGUUCGGCGUACAUGAAAGAUUUUGAAGGCAUCUUUAUGAUUAGAGAAACUCUUCAGCUGAAGCUGCAGAAGGUUUGGAGAAAGGCACGGAAGUCCAGGGCCGAGGCUGACCAAGAGAAGCAGAUGUUGCUGGCUGCGUGUGGCAGCUAUAUCAGCGAAAGUGAGAAGCGCGCUCCAAAAAUGGAUCGUAGGAGCAGCCUCAAGGCCAUCAAGGCGCCAAAAGAGAACAUUGAUGGUAUUUUAUGAGUGUAUACCUAUACUGUGCUUCCAAGGAGACUAGGACAAUCACCCAACACUUGUGUUAGAGCAACGCAGAGAGGCAACUAAGACUUAUCAUGUAUUGCCAUGUUGAGUUCCUCCUGUCGUUUAUUCAUGAAUCACAGCACUGUGUCGAGGUGCAGAAAGACAGAUACAUUUACAUUGUAAUAGGAAACUCUUGUAGACUAAAAAUGGUUUCCGUUCGCUCUUGUUUUUGCC